Eruca vesicaria subsp. sativa (arugula) is the source of this 2344-nucleotide messenger RNA. NCBI's taxonomy places the organism in Eukaryota, Viridiplantae, Streptophyta, Magnoliopsida, Brassicales, Brassicaceae. The record is from the annotation of a GenBank genome assembly.
CAAACUCUCUUUCUCCAUCUAAAACAAGAGAACACUCGAGCGAGAUCUAGGGAUGGGGUGCGACUCCCACGGCAAUCUAACCGAUGCAGAGUUUAGCAAACCGUUACCCUCCAUAGGUAUCUACGUAGCUACUGCUUCACUUAUCUGUGGAGUCUCCAUGUUCACCGAUCUUCUACACGGCUUCCUCCACCGUAAAUACUGGUUCCCCUGCAAGUUCUUCUCCCUCAACGCCACCACUCUCACUUUCAUCUCCGUCUGCGUCAAACUCUCUUUGGAUCUCAACACUCCCAUGCCUAGUCGCCAAGAUCAGCUCGCCAAACUCAGCAGCAGCGUCUUCUUCUGCGUCGUGAUGGCUAACUCCAUGCCUUCUCUAGGUUUCAUGGUCACUCAAGACCUCCUCAUGAACCUCGUGGCUCUUGGGAUUCUUGUCAUCACCGACGUUGUCAACAUCUGUAUCCAGUUAGGCACAGGUGCCAUAUACGUUUUCCCUCAAGAGCACGCUCUCGUCAUCGUUCUCAUGAUUCUCAUGUUUAUGAUCUUGACCUUCUCGGCGAUCACGAUUCCCACCACAAAGCGUUACUUGGAGCUCAAGUAUAAGAAAAAGUACGAGUUUGCUUUGAAGCAGUGUCCUUCUUACACUGAGAGGAGAAAGGGAGUUCCUAAGCUUAGAGAGGAUCUGAUGAAGUUCUGGAUGAUGGCUCAUACUUCUAGCCCUCAGUUCGUGAUGGCUCGCUCUGUCACUUGCACCACCUCUGGUUUCCUCUGUUUCUUGAGUGCGGUGACUCUUGCUGAAGCUAUGGUUAGGUCUUACUUUCUACAUCCAAACUCACUUGGGUUCUGUAAUGGUGAGUCUGAUUACAAAUGGUCAACCACUCUGGUUCUAGUCUCUCAGGGAGCUUCAAUAGCCAUAGGGACGGUCGCUCCAGCGAGCAGAUGGUUUAGUGCAGUGAACUUGAGGUGUCCAUCAAGAGGAGCAAAGAAAGGUUUGAGAGAUGAGAUGAGAGUAGAGAGUUAUUGGUUUGAGUGUCUCUCCGAGAAGAAAGAACGUCCCUUGAACCUUUGGAUGCUCCAUGGUCGCCGCAGCAGGAAGCUUGCACACGACGUAAACCGAUGGAUACUUGAUGUAUGCAUUGCAACGCAACAUGGGUUAGUGUUGGCUAGCAAGUUUCUUCGUUUUGUCACUGUUUACUUUGUGCGUAGAAUCUUGCUAUGUUGUUUAUUUCUCACCUUCAAAUGUGAGACUGUCUCAAACGCUGAGUCUUCGUCUUCGUCUUCCUCUCCAUCAACGAGAGAAUUUGUUCUGCAUCUUGAAGGAGAGGAGGAGCUGGUUGAUUACAUGGCACGGAGCAACCGCGAGGCCACGGAACACUUGAUACAAAAGGGUCGGAAACAGCAACCUGUAAACUUGAUAGAGCUCUUGGAGGCAACAACUUCAAUCCCAAAAGGGUUUGAAGGGAUUUGGGAUUUUGACAGCGAUGAGGUCGCUUCAUUAGCCUCUGGAGAGCCACCUAAUUGCUGGGCGCUUCCAUUAGUAACACUGACGAGUAUAGCUGUUGCUCUUCCCAAUAUAAAGCCUUGCUCUUUAAAGAAGUUAGUGAAGGCUGUAAACGAGGCAUUGGUCUAUGUGAAGAAGUUUGAAGACGUCUUAGACAUUGAUAGAGAGUUAGCUAAUAGCAGGAAAGCUGCUGAAGUGGUUUGGUUAGGAGUUGAUCUCUACCAUAAGUGGCUCAACGUGGAUCUUCGAAAACUAUCCAAACAACAAAAAACAACAACGCAAGUUCUUAAAGAGAUAGUGGAUAUAGCUAAGAAAGAGUUUAUAGAGUCAUGGCAGAAGAACUUGAUAUAUUGCAUGAAGCAUAAGCCUUCACAUUGGCCCAUCAAGACUAUAGCUGCUAACUCAAUGUACCGAAUCAGCCAAACGCUUUUGAACAAGUACGAGUCGAGAGAUGUUGGAACAGAGGAGACUCUGUUGAAAGAUGUGGAGGGAAUGGUAUCGGAUAUAGUAGCAGGAUGCUUUUGCAACGCGGCACAGGUGAUAGGAAUGAAGUGUUUGGUGACGGCGGUGGAAGUGAGAGAAGCGUCGGUGAGGGAAGCUGCAAUGCAUCUAGGGAGAACGGAGAAGAUACUUGAGAUUGUGGACAGGAGAUGCAUGCCUGCUUUGUCACAUCACGAAGUGGCUAAGAUUGAUGAGUGGAGAGAGUUUUAUAGGAGUAAUAGAUGCAUCUCUUUGACUCGUCCUUCCUCUCAAUGUACCACUCGUGAACUCAUUCUCAACCUUGAGUAACACUUAAAUGUCAAAGUCUAUAAGGAGUUGAGUUACCCUUCUGUACAUAUGGAAAUGAAC